UCUGCUGCAGCAGCAACAACAACAACAACAGGGACAACAACAACUGCCGGCACCGAAGCGAUGUCGGCUACAGCUUCGGGCAUCGAUGCGGCUGCCGCCUUGCAGGAGCGCAAGAGAUGCCACACAGGUGGCCAGCAACAACAAAGGCACCACAAUCCGAAUGGCCCACCAAAUGCCAAUAGCUGGCGCCAGAAGAAGUCCACGAAUUAUAAUACCCAAUCCUGGCAGAACGGACGCAGGCAAGUUUUUUCUCUGCUUUUCAUUCCCCCCACCCCCUGCCCCUGCCUCGGUAAAAAUCCUUCGUGUCAAUCUAAUAGCAAUAAUAAUAAUUGGAAUAACUACUGUUCGAAUCAGUACUACCCGCAAAAUAAUCCACGCGAUUCAUAUCGUAAAUAUACACAAGACAACACAAAUUGGAACCAAUCGUCAAACUAUAGAAAGGAUAACAGCAAUUGGAACCAAUCUUCGAAUUCAAAUUCGUUGAGCUCCUACGAUCGCAGUGAGAGACAAGAAUUUCGACGGGACUCAAAGUUCCGCGAAAGAACUGAUUUUUAUAGAAAUUCAAAGGCAAAUAGAACAGAUUCUCUUCUGGGGGAAAGCGCAAAUACGAAAAGAGAACACAUAAACAAUUCAUUUCGCAGCUCCAGUUCCAGCAGGACGUGGAUAAGUGAAGAUCUCAAGAGUAAACGAUGCGAAACACAGAACAAAAGCAGCGAAACAAAUGAACAUUGUACAAAAAGUCAAGAAAGCCAAUUGAAUCAAAAGAGCUUACAGAGCCCAACUAAGGAAGAUCAAAAUAGCAGCAAUAUUACGAUUUCAAAUCGGGAAGAAAACGAAGAAAUUUAUUCUGCGCCGGAUAGCAAAAUAGAUGAAUCUGAGAACAACUCUAAAGAUUCGGAUACCAUUAAAGAACACAAACCCAAAUCAAGAGAAUCAUCUGAAGAAAAACAAGAACCAAAAGAACAACCUGAAGCAAACAGUUCUACAGCAAGUCCUUUAGAACUCAACAUAGACGGAUUUAAGGGCAAGUCAGAGCAAGUUAAAGAAAUAGUGAAAGAUAAAAGGCAGAGCAACAAAGCAGCUGGAAGUCCUAGAAAAGUUGUUGGUAUCACAACCAAAAACUACUCCGAAUUAAGAUUACUUCGAAAUAGUAUUUCGAGUGCUCUACAACGCAAUAUUAGGCAUAAGUGUCAGCAGAAUCUAUCAGAGUCCAGGGGGACAAAGCAGCCAGCGCAGAGCGAAGCAAAUACAAUAGCCAAUAAAACAUAUCCCAAGAUACAGGUGCGACCGCUGGCCGAACUGCUCAAGCAGGAAAUACUUGCCGUCACCCAGGAGCAGCUCCUGGCCAGCACAGGCCCGCCUGCAGGCAGCAGAGCCAAAACUACGCAAAGGACAGCGAUCCAAACACGUCGGCGUACUGUCAGCAGCUCCGUCAGCCAUAAUAAUGGCAGCGGCCACAGCGAAUAUAGCAUCAAUGACCGCCUGGCCAACAUGGACAAGGAGAGUCUGAAGAACAUAAUCAACAAUAGCGAUACGAUAUACAACGAACAUCUGAAGCUGCAGGCACGACGACGUUUGCGCGAGGAGAUACGACGCCAGCUGAAGGCCAUUGAAUUAGAGCAGCCAAAGGAUAAGCCAGCCAAGGAUCUGGUCGAGGACGAAAUCGUCGACGCCAUCAAGUUGCCACAGCUGUUGUUGCAAGAGAUUGAAAAGUGCUUCGGCAUACACAUAUCAGCACCUGAGGCUGAGGACAACAGCGCCGCCGCCAGGUCAACGGAGGACGAUCAGGAGACCAAGGAGAGCAAAGCCUCCAAUAAGGAAACAGCUGAAGCUCAAGAGACCAGUGCAACAGAUCACAUGGCCAAGGAGAACUCGACGGACUUGAUGCAACGCCUAAAGGUGGCCGAGCAAUUUAAGGCCAUGUCGGGCAAGAGACUUGCCAGUGGACAGCUAAACGAAAAGGACACGAGCCAAAGCUCCGAGAGCAGGCUCAAUCCUAAGCCGCAAAGAAAAAGGACUGAGAGCGGGUGUCCAUCAACUGGCAAAGAUAAAGCAGGCGCCCAGAAACAAACAGGAAAAGAAUUGCCCACGCCAGAAAACAAAUUACCCACUUCCGAAAAAGAGCUACACACUCCGGAAAAAGAGUUACCCGCAACAGAGGCUGGGGAUGAACUGAAGGAUUCGCAUAUUAAAAAGGAAAUUGCGGUGGAUUCAAGUGAUUCCGAAGAAAGCUACAACGUUAUUGUGGUCAGCUCUUCGGAGGAUGAGGAUGAGCAUGAGGAUGGGGCGACGCCAGUGAAUAAAGCGCCCAAUGCUGAGACAAGUGGCGCCGUCAGCGAUCACUCGACCUCGUCCAGCUGCAGCACCGAGUCCACCAAGCGUCGCUACCAGCAAAAGCUGGAGAGCGAUGCCAACAACAUUGUGGACAGCUUUGAGAAGCUGAUAUUGCCCCGGCUGAAGGAUUCGCUGGCGCAACGCUAUCGCAGCAGCCACUGCGCCAGCUUGCAGAGUCGCCUUCACUUCAUCUCCUGCGUGGUGACCAGCAGUGAGCACAACUCGCAGACAUUCAGCAAAAUCGAGGUGGCCAAGAUGCAACAGAAUCUCAAGGCCAAUGACAAUCGGCUGGGCAUCGACUUCCUUCUGCGCGAAGUCGUCAAUGUGGUGAAUCUGCAGAAGCAAACGGCGGCAGCGCGUCGCAAACAACACCUGGAGAAGGAGCAGCGCGCGCCUAACGAGCUUACCAUCAGCCCACCCGCGUUGGAGCUAAACGGAUCCAAAAGCGCUGAGCUCGCGUCUGGGCCACAUCAAAGGGAAUGCAAUGGCGCGAAUGUGGCACAGGCUUUGAUGCCGCCCACGCCGCCACGGAAUGGAACGCCGACGCCGGCAAGUCGGCCGCUGCACGGGCUGCCUUUGGGAUUGCCGUAUGUGGGUCUAGAUUCGAAUGUGCCGCGCUUGUCGCCCGGCUGCUUCUCGCCCAGCGAGCCCAUCCUGGUGAUGGGUGAUUCGGUUACGCACAGUCUGCUCGAGAUCGAUCGACGCCUGCUCGAGAAUCAAAAUCGACGCGGUUUCCUCGAGGAGAUGAUCAUGAAGUUCCAGCGAGAGAAAUCUGAUUUGGAGAUGCUCAGCCUCGAGCUGCAGAGUCGCAAGUUUCUGCUGCUCAACACGGUAAUUGCUAGGAAUCAAGCGACAACCGUCACGCCCCCAUCAACAGUUACGCCCACGAACUCGCCGCCGCCAGUGAUGCAAUCGGCAACGCACGAAAACGGUGGCCCAGCAACCUCUGCUGAUCCCGAAACCAGCAAACCCAAGCAGCGCAAGCGUCGCUGUGUUCUCAAACGUGUACGCUACCUGCCCAGACGCAAACGUCCAGCCAAGCGCUUCAAUGAGCCGGCCCGAUCGAACGAUGAGGCUGGCAGGUCCGAAGAAGAAGGCGCACCAAAAAUCGAUCAGCCCGAAGAGAUUACAGCGCCUCUGCCCCGGCCUAUGACAACGCAGAUGCACAUCAAGGAAGAGCCAAACGAGCCCAUCAAGGCGAAUGACGUCGCGAGCAAGCGGCCUCCAAACCCAACGUCUACUAGGGAUUCCCCCAAGCGCCAGCGCCUGACCAGAUCCGUUGCGGCCAGCAUUGCACAGCAACCGCUGGCCAUUAUACCACCGCUGCAACCACCGCCGCCGCCGCCGGAGCCGUUUGCCAACAUGUCGUAUGAGCUGCCGCGCAGCCUGCUGAAGCCCAUCCCGCCGCUGCCUCCGAUACCCGCCGACACCCGUACGACUGCGAAUGUGGAGAGCUAUAACUAUGGGUUUAUACCAAUCGGACGAUUGCAUAACAUCAGCAGUCCCAUCACCCAGAUACGCAUUUACAAGGUGCACAUCAUAGCGGCAUCGGAGAACGGCGAUGUCUUCAUGUUCAACAUCGCCAGUCACAAGCUGGAGCGCCAGAUCACCAAGCACAGCGAGGCCAUUACGAAUAUGUUUCUGUGCGAGAAGGAAUCCUUUUUAUACACCACAUCCCUGGACGGGUUCCUCAAGAAAUCCUCCCUCGAGAAUCUGGAGCGUGUCAUGCAGACAGUCUACCUAAAGGAACCCCUACAAUCUAUUGACAUCGAGUGGGGCGUUGCGUUUAUUGGCAGCCGUUGGGGCAAUAUUUUUACAUACAAUAUUGCGGCCAACAAAGUGAUGGACAUGCCUCUGCUGUCCACUGGGCAGUCGAUUAUCGCUGUCAAGGCCACCAAGGAGGGCGUGCGCAAAAUAAUUCUGCUAGGCUGCAAGGGAAACUUUGUAUUCAUGCACGAUGCGGCCACCGGCUUGCUGUUGCGUCGUCUUAGCAUACCCGAUGGUCUCAAUGUGUACAGCUUACUGCUGAUUGAUGGUCACGUCUUUUGUGGCACACAAAAGAAUGAGGUGUUCAAAUUCGACUUUGCCAGCGGUUCGAUGACCAACACGCUGAGCUGCGGUAAUGGAGCCGUCGCCAUGGCCCCAUAUGGAGAAAGAUACUUGCUCAUAGGCUGCUACGAUGGCUUCAUCUAUGUACUGAACAAAGAAACUGGCCGUCAAUUGGGUCGUUUCAAAGGACCAGGACGUUUGGUUCUUGCUCUGGCCAUCGCCGGCGAUAAGGUCGUCACUUCGUCAAAGGACAACUCCUUGGAAAUAUUGGAAAUACCGUCAGAAUUGUUCAAUCUGGAUCAGUCGACUUAAAACUGAGUGAUCUUUAAUUUUAAUACAAAUUCUAUUUUCUGAAAUGUUCGACUAAGUUAUAGAUUUUAAAAUAGUCCUUUCACUAAUU
Drosophila novamexicana is the source of this 4783-nucleotide messenger RNA. RefSeq lists its product as uncharacterized. Bases 61 to 4695 code for a protein of 1544 amino acids. The record is from RefSeq and is a predicted model, not a curated record. Gene Ontology annotation, molecular function: RNA binding; protein binding. NCBI's taxonomy places the organism in Eukaryota, Metazoa, Arthropoda, Insecta, Diptera, Drosophilidae. The transcript is spliced from 8 exons.